Messenger RNA from Dothidotthia symphoricarpi CBS 119687, 474 nucleotides. RefSeq lists its product as uncharacterized. The record is from RefSeq and is a predicted model, not a curated record. Gene Ontology annotation, biological process: proteasome assembly. Lineage: Eukaryota; Fungi; Ascomycota; Dothideomycetes; Pleosporales; Dothidotthiaceae. The coding region runs from base 1 to 474 and encodes 157 amino acids. The transcript has 2 exons.
AUGGCAGAGACAGGCGAAUACACUGUCACCCCAGCUGCAUAUCCGGCGCGUACAAGGACAGCGUCGUCUAUUAUCAGUGGCAUCGAGACGAUUGCAACCACGGUCAACUUCACAGACAAGUUACUUGUCACGGUCACACAGCAAGGAAAACUGGCGCACUGGGUUCAUGUGCCUCUCGACAUCGCCGGUACAGAUGCCUCUAUGCCCUCGAACCCUUACUUCGACCGGGACGACGAAGACCCCACAUCCGACCUUCUUCCAAUGCACCAUCUCACAGCCACGACCAUAUUAGGCGGGACCAUGGCGAAUCUCGAUGUUCUGGGCCAGACUCUUGCAACACAAAUCGCUAGUAUCAUCAAGACCCGCGACGAGAGGGACACGAGGAUGCUGGUGGUCGGCAUGGGGCUGGAGAAGAGCAUGAGCGGAAGAGAACAGUUCAGUGAGCUGAUCGGGUUAGUCAUGGAGGUUUUGUGA